AUGUCUGGGAGCUAUGCAUCUGCCAGCAGCAACAGACGAGCGGGCUAUGGAACUUCCCCAAAGACCAGGGAAACAGUCGGGCGAGAGAGGCCAGCAGGCAUCCGACAGGCAGAAACGCCAGGGGCAUCAAGCUUGCUAUCCAUGAAGAAGGCUCAUGAGGUGCCUGUCAGCACAGCAAACCUGCAGCACAUCGAAGAGGCAGCCAAGUCGGGGUUAGGCAGGCGGACCUCCCUGCCAAGUCGUGCAAAGGCACAUGCUCGCGCUGACGGUGCUGCUGCCAGCCGUGGGCGGAAGGCAAGCCCAACAAGCAAACUCACACAAGCAAAGGAUGUGAGUGCGCCUGUUGAAGUCGGCAAGAAUUUGCUCGGACUGGAUUUUGCCCUGCUGGCGCAAAGAGCCGCACCCAGCUCCAAGAAUCGACUUGAACAGAUUCUUCAGCAACUAAGUGACGAGAUCAGCAAGAUUGCAUCACAGCCUGAUGAUGAGCGUAAACGCGCUUCGGACGCGUAUUCUUAUGCUCAACAUCCAGCGACUUCCCAAUCUGAUGAGGGUGAAGGCUCAGCCGACACCGCAAGUGCGGCUACCACAGUUCCAAUGCACCACCAGGGCAUCGAGAGCAGGAUCGUGGAGCGCCUUUGCGACAAAGUCCAGGGCAUGCACAGUGCCUUGCAGCAGCGAGACUUGCAGACUUACCACGGCGAACAGGUCAGCUUGGAUGAUGCAGCUGGUCUCCACAAAGUGGAUGCACAUCGAUUGUCGCAGCUGGAAAGCCUGAUCAGCAGCUUGCAAGCCAAAGUGGAGACCUUGCCACGCUACGAGUUUCCCGAGGCGCAGUCAGUCCGGAACGAUCGGCUUCGCGUCGAAACGAGCGAGCUACAGCAGCAAAAGGAUGCGCUGAUGGCCGAAGUCAUGCAACUUCAAAGGCAGAAGCAGGCACUGAGCACACAGGGUGCAUCAGGUGCAAGGUUGUGCGGAAUUCCAGCAGCCCCCAUUGUAGCUGCAUCAUCAAGUGUGCCGGCAGGACGAGAAGUUAGAGGGCAGGCGGGCAAUGUUUUGAUACCUCAGCUGCGGUUGGGUCACCUGAGUGAUGUGGCUGCAAGCGUUUCGCCACCCCAGUCAGCAAGGGCAGAAAACCAAGCAAAGACUCUGUCGCUCCCCGUGGGUUGCUCUUUUGCCGUGCCCUCACCACGUGGACCUGAGCCUUGCUCGGCCAGAGCGCCGCAAGCAGUGCCGCAGCCCUCUGUACCGCAGGCGGUCUUGGCCUCCAUGGGAGGCAGUCCUCCCCCGGUGCGCUGGGCGCACGCCGCGCCCGGCGUCCCUGCCAUGGCCCAGGUCCCCGGUUGGGACAUGGAGCCACCACGUGCAGGCAUGAAAUCUUGCCUGGCAUCCAUCAUGACGAAGGUGGAUUGCAAAAACACUGGGGCGAUAUUGCAUGUGGUCGCCGUUCGGUCUCUGUGCCACCUUGGCUUGCUUGAAGCUGGACGUGUUACAUUCCACGUUGAGGAGAUGUGUGCAAUGGCCGUCGACCGACCGACCGCCGGCCUUCGACGUGCUGAGCGUGAGAUUCUGAUUUCCGUCAAGACUGUUUUCAAGCAGGAGCUCGAUCUCAUCCAAGUGGACGACACGAUCCGGUAUUGGGCAGAUCGCGCGAUGGACGAAGCGUUUCCGGACAGAACCACUCAAGCCGUUCAGGGUGCCUGGCUGCUUGCACGUGUUUUGCGACACAGUGAAGGCAUUGGUAAAUCCAUGAGCAUCGUAAACACAGCGGCCAUUUUCCUAGCGGCCUGCAGCAUCAUGCUGUCAGACUUUGUCAGACCCACGUCAGAGCUUGAUCUCAGCGCAGCGGUUGCGAAAGCCGCGUCAAGCACUGAGAACCAGACGGAGACACACGCUGGCCACACCUGGUUGCGAGGGGAGCGUCGAGGAGAGGCAUCUCAUGGUGAUCGGGAGAAAGGUGCACCCCACCCGGCCGCACAAACGAGUUUGGUUUUGCCGGGGGAUCACUUGUGGAAGAAAGGAGGGAGGUUCUCAGGAAAGCUGUACGAUCACCACGUGAUCUACAAAGCCAGAGAUGUUGACGGACAUGUGAUAAUUGAGAACUCUUUCAGGGCCGGUGGAGUAGUGCAAAAAACUCUUUCUGACACGCAGCUUCGACACUAUGAGCUCUACGAGAGGCCUUGUGACUCAGCGAGCUGCUUGUCAAGGGCCGAGGCAGCUGUCACGGAAGGUCGCAAGUAUAGCCUUGUUUUCUACAACUGCGAGACCUUUGCCAACGACUGUCUGCACGGCCACGGUGGCAGCUACCAGGUUCGACGAGCGACAACCCAUGUGGCACUUUUGACAUCAGUCUCUGGGGCUGCAGCCACCUCUGCAGCGGUUGGCCUGGUCACCACGAAGCACAUCGUCGUCACCGUCCCAGAGAAAGGGCGGAAGGAGGCCCUGACACAUCCAAAACAGAGCCUGGUGUUGGAUGCCAGGCCGCGAGCGCUCGAGGUCUCGCAAGAAGGCACAGAAGCACUCCAGCUGGAGCUGGAUCAGCAGGGACUACCCGCGGUCGAAGUGCAGCGACCGUGGUUCGAUUCGUACUUUGCCUUUUUCGUUGCCACUGCUGAGUCGCAAAAGGACUGGAAGAGUGGUGAGACACAUGUCAGGUGCAGCUGGCAGCAGGAGGCCAUCAACGGCAAGGAGCUACUAUGUAAGUAA
This is a messenger RNA of Symbiodinium sp. CCMP2592, 2703 nucleotides long. The record is from the annotation of a GenBank genome assembly. NCBI's taxonomy places the organism in Eukaryota, Dinophyceae, Suessiales, Symbiodiniaceae.